AUGAAAUUCUCCUCCAAAAUUCUACAACACCCAAACGUCCCGUGGACCUUGUGGUAUAACCACCAACACCCUCUUGGCAUUGCUACAAAAACUACACGACCCUCCUUUUUAUGGAAGAUUAUCAACAACAACUUGCCACUGCUAAUUGAACACUCCUUCGUGAUCACAUAUAAUGGUCUCUCCACCUUCUUCUGGCUUGAUAAAUGGCUUCUCCACUCACCACUACAAAAAGUUUUCCCAAACCUAUACUCACACUCCAUUGAUGACAAGGUGUUAGUGGCUACUAUUUGGCAAACCAGCUUAUUGACGAACCUGCGGAACCGUCUGUCUAAUGUUGCGGCUCGCGAGUUGGAUUGGGUGUUGUUGUUGUUGCAGGACUUUCAGCAGGUGGACCAACCGGACGAACGGUCUCUCACCCAUGGCCUGUCGUUCUCUGCCAAGAAUGCCUACUCCUCCAUAGUAGCUGAAGAUUCAACCGACCCACACCAUGAUCUAGUUUGGGCCUCCAAAUUCCCAAUCAAAGUCAAGGUCUUCGCAUGGCUCCUCCUCCGUGAUUGA
This is a messenger RNA of Triticum turgidum subsp. durum (durum wheat), 558 nucleotides long. The record is from the annotation of a GenBank genome assembly. NCBI's taxonomy places the organism in Eukaryota, Viridiplantae, Streptophyta, Magnoliopsida, Poales, Poaceae.